Molecule: messenger RNA, 5256 nt
Organism: Cynara cardunculus var. scolymus (artichoke)
Lineage: Eukaryota; Viridiplantae; Streptophyta; Magnoliopsida; Asterales; Asteraceae
Exons: 11
Coding region: 159-4913 (1584 amino acids)
Molecular function (GO): protein binding
Source: RefSeq, a predicted model, not a curated record
CUCUAUCUCGCUCUCUGCCAGUGUCUAUCGAAGCUUUUCGAUUUCGAAACCCUAACACCGAGUCCCUCUCGAGUUUUCGUUCGAUUCAAUAUCUCUCCACUCUCUCUCGGCCUUCUCAUCCCUUUCUCUGUAAACGGAUCCUCUCUCCUGACGGCCCGAUGGCUGAAGGCAAGCUUGAUCUUUCCGACGAUCUUCUCUCUUCGAAACCCUCCGAUCAUUCUUGGACAUCUAAAGUGGAAGCUUCUGGAGGGAAUGGUGAAGAUAAGAUAACUGGAUAUGAUUCCAAAGAUCAAGCAGCUUUGGACAGCAGCAUCCCCUUGUCUCCCCAGUGGCUCUAUGCUAAACCAGGCGAGAGUAAGAUGGAAAUGCGUGCACCAAGUUCCCUCUCUCUUGGAAGUUCUGCUGAUUCCAAUUUGAAGGAGGCUUGGCGUUCAGAUGGAUCUGAGGACAAGAAAGAUUGGAGGAAAACUGGAAUUGAAGCAGAAAGUGGUCGCCGCUGGCGUGAAGAAGAAAGAGAAACAGGCUUACUUGGUAGAAGAGAGCGCAGGAAAACUGAUCGCCGUGUUGAUGUGGGUAGAGAUACGCCUGAUAAUAGAGCACCUCCCUCUGAUAGGUGGCUUGAUGUUGGUAACCGCAGUGCUGGGCACGAGGCACGACGUGACAGUAAAUGGUCAUCUAGGUGGGGUCCAGACGAGAUAGAAAAGGAAACACGGACUGAGAAGAGGACAGAUGCAGAGAAGGAAGAUGCUCAUGGUGACACUCAAGCACAUGCAAGUAGCACAAGAGUAGUUUCUGAGCGUGAUCCAGACUCCCGUGAAAAAUGGAGGCCGCGCCAUAGAAUGGAGGCGAAUUCCAGUGGACCAGGUUCCUUUCGUGCAGCACCUGGAUUUGGGAUUGAGAAAGGACGGGCCGAGGGAUCAAAUAUGGGAUUUACUGUUGGACGUGGCAGAUCUAGUGCUUCUGUUGUAAGGCCUUCAUCUGCAAGUUCCAUUGAGAAAAAUGAAGGCGUCCCUGGCAAGCCAGGUAUUUAUGUGGAUAUGUUCUUCUAUCCAAGGGGAAAGCUUCUUGAUAUAUACCGUAGGCAGAAGCUUGACCCUUCUUUUGCUAAAAUGCCUGAAAAGAUCGAGGAAAUACCUUCUAUUACACAAAUAACUGCUGUGGAACCCCUUGCUUUUGUUGCUCCUGAUGCAGAAGAGGAGGCUAUCCUUGGUGAUAUAUUGAAAGGAAAAAUCAGCAGUAGCGAGGUGGUGGACAAUUCAAUAAAAAAUGUGGGGUCAUCUGAGAAUAUUGCAGAUGUCUGGCAUUUAACAUCCACCAAUAGUAAAGAUGAUGCUCUUCCCCCGAUGGAGGAUAUGUUUGAUCCAAAUCAGAAUCCUAGUCAAACAGUUGCUGAUAGCACUUCACGCCUUGAUGGUCAAAGAACGAGAACAAGAGAAGGACGAGAUGCUAAUUGGGAUCAAGAGCAAAGAGUCCCUGAGAUGGUUUCACAAAUGGAUUCAUAUGCACUGAAAACAAGGUCAAACAUCAGUAUUACUGGUACCAGUCAUGAUGAAGCUUCUAAUCAUGAUGUUGCAGAUUUCACUUCUAUGGGGCAUCAGCACAAUGAUAAUGUCCACCCAUCUUCAUUUGAUAUCAGCUCAAAGCUUAACGAUUCUAAUUCUUUAUUUGCUACCCCAUCUUCCGAGCAAUAUUGGACAAGAGAUAUGCAGCCUUCAGAGAAUAGUUUGAAUGAACAUUUAACCAGGGGUAUCCAACCCGAGGAGUUAAGUCUUUACUAUCGUGAUCCUCAAGGGGAGAUCCAAGGACCAUUUCUUGGUGUAGACAUCAUUUCAUGGUUUGAGCAAGGAUUUUUUGGGGCAGAUUUGCCAGUUCGAGUGGCAGAUGCACCAGAGGAAGCUCCUUUCUUGGAAUUAGGUGAUGUCAUGCCACACUUAAACACUAGGCAUGACUACACCACCAGCAAUGAUCCAAGUCCCAACUUGGAAAUUUCUGAUGGUUUUGAAGGAAACUUUGAUGCUAGAGUUUCUGUGCCUGCUCCUGUGUCUGAAAUGGGAUGUCAAUCUGCAUUAGAUAAUCAGCACUGGCAGUUGCCUGAGUUUAAUGGUUUGCCAAUAAAGCAUGCUCAAGCAAGAAUACCUGAGCAUGAAGGCCCUUUGCCGCUUUUAUAUGAGGGUCAAAACUUCCAUGAUGAAGAAAUUGUUUUUCCUGGGAGGCCUGGUAGCAGUGAUUCUUCAGUAAAUUAUAUGAAAAACCACACUGUUCCCACCGAUUUCACUGAACCAGGCAUACAAAAUAAGAGCGACAAUAGAUCGCAUCCUCUGGGGUUGUUAUGGUCUGAGCUUGAAGGAUCAAGUUUAAGGAAUGAUAAGGCAUCUAAAGCACCUUUCACUGGUGGUGUUCAGCAGCAACUUGUGAACCCCCCAAGUCAGAGGGUCUCCCCUUUCAACGCAAUGCCUGAUUGUAUUCAUGCUGCUGAUGCAUGGCCUGACAUUUAUAGAAGGAAUGCACUUUCUGAUCCCAACUUAUAUAAAGAUGCGAUGGAUGCUCGCCAGUUGACACACAUGGAUCAAGAGGCUAGUGACUUUGAUCUAUCAGAGAAACUUAGGUCUCAUCAAAUUCAACAACAGCUGCUCCAACAGCAUAAUCUGCUGGCCUCUCAUCCUCACUUGAACGAUUUGAUGCUGGACCAAGUUCAAGGUCGAGGGCCUAUAAACCCACAACAUUUAGCCGGUCAAACAGGGCAAGAUCUAGAUCGCUUUUUGGCACUUCAGUUGCAACAGCAGCAGAGGAGAAUUGAGCUUCACCAGCAGCAUCAGUUGAAUCAACAGCAAAUGCUACUUAAGGAGCAGCAAUCUCGACAAUUGCUUCUUGAACAGUUGGCCCAAAAUCAGAUGCGUGAUGGGCGUGGACAAUCACGUGCCGAUGUUGCAAGAUCCAAUAACGCGCUUGAUCAGAUUAUUUUGAAGCAUCAGAUUUUAAAUGAAUUGCACCAGCGAUCACAACGCCACCCACAAAAUGUUGACCCAUCAAUAGAACAUCUGGUUCAAGCAAAGUAUGGCCAGCUGCCUCAUCAAGGGCAUCCAAAUGAUCUCCUGGAGCUCAUAGCACAUGCAAAGCAUGGACAAAUGCCGUCUUUGGAACAUCAUAUGCUUCAGCAUGAGCAGUUUCAUGGAAGGCAGUUGCCUAUGGGUUUAAGGCAGAGAAUUGAGAUGGAAGAAGAGAGGCGGCUUGGUUCUGCCUGGUCUUUAGAUGAAACGACUCAGUUCCUAAGAAAUUCUGGUGGUCUUCACCGAGCUAAUUCUGCUGGCCUCAGUCCUUUAGAUCUUUACAAGCAACAGAGACUAUCUCCCGAUGAGUUGAAUCAUCUUGAGCGGAAUCUUUCAUUACAAGAGCGACUUCAGCAAGGUGCUUAUGAUCCUAGCUUACUAUCAUUUGAACGCUCUAUGCCUGGUGGUGGCUCACUGAUGAAUUUUGAUGUUAAUUCUAUGGCUCAAGCCCAGAAGUUAGAUAUGCAGGAGUUUAAUGCUCCGUUGCACCAUGCUAACCAAGUAGGCGGGUUCUCUUCAGGGAUCCUCUCCCAUCAAUCUCAGCAUCCCAUGGUCUCUAAUCACUUCCAUCCCUCACAUUUGGGUGCUAUGGAGGGACCUUGGUCUGAAAGUAAUGGACAGAUGCCAAAUGACUGGAUCGAGUCGAGGAUUCAGCAGCUGCAUGUUGAUAAUGGAAGGCAUAAAAGAGAGAUGGAAAUGAGAAGGAUUUCAGAAGAUCCAAGUCUUUGGAUGUCUGCUGGAACGAAUGAUGACCCCUCAAAGAGGUUGCUUAUGGAACUACUUCAUCAGAAACCAGAUAGUCAGUCGAAUGAAAUUUUGGGUGUAAAUAAUGUUGGACCAUUUGAAAGUGCCGAACCUUUUGGAUCUUAUUCUGCGAUGAACUCCAAUCAUUCAUUCAACCUCUUAAAUCAAGAAGUAGGGCUUAAUCACCCAUUUUCUGUUGCAUCUUAUGGCCCUAACUCAGGCACUGGCCAACAAGCACGGUUGGUGGAUGAGACAGUAUUAGGUUUGGAAGGCAAGGAUAGAAUGCUCUCGAGAUCCAGUUCUGGAGUAAUGCACGAGGAGAGUCCAUUCUUUUCUGAUGUUAAUGAAUCCUCUCAGGUAGCAUAUUCAAACUCCAGCAUGGUGGGAAUGUCGUCUAUAGAACGGGGAUUAUUUGACGUAGAGGGCAAAAGGAGAUUACUUAAAAGCGAAGGUAGCAUGGUGAAGGGUGUAGCUGCAGAAACUCAAGAAGCUAUCAUUCAGCAGUGUGGUGAUACUGAUUUAGACGAUGCCGAAAUGCCAAAUAAUAUUGGCAGGCAUGCCUCACCUGCCAUUGGUGGGAAUAAAAGCUUGUACAAUGACAAGGUUGGAUCUCCCGAGACUUUUGCAGAGGCUAAAGAUCGGGUGACCUUGACAUCCAAAAGGUCUGAUAAUAUUUUGCUGAAACGUCCACCAGUCUCACGGGCAUCAUCAUCCCAUGAAGGGUUAUGUGAGCUGGCGUCUGAUUCCACUUUCAGAGGGAAGAAUGUCUCCAGUAUGUCUGUUCCUGAAGGUGGAAGAGAAAUUUUGACAAACCAAGUCUCUGAAAAUAUGAUUGGUGGCAAGAAAGAUGUUCGGUUUAGGAGAACAUCAUCCUUCAGUGAUGCUGAUGUACCGGAGACUGCUUCUUUCAGUGACAUGCUUAAAAGCAAUGUUAAGAAGCCACCUUUGCCAGAUACUCAUGCAACAGCUUCAGCUUCAGAGGGCGGUGCUGUAGAUGGACAUGGGGGCAAAACUGGUAAAAAGAAAGGUAGAAAAGGGAGGCAAAUUGACCCAGCUCUGCUUGGUUUUAAGGUUACUAGCAAUCGAAUUAUGAUGGGCGAGAUCCAACGUAUAGAGGAUUGACAUGUUUGUAUCAUUUGUUAGCUUGCUUGUAUAGACCCCAUUUUCUUCUUUUUGGGUAUUUUUCUUGAUGGAUUCCGUAUACCAAAGUAUUUUUGCAUCCUCCUGAUAUGUGAUGUUAGGGGUUAUAUUACAGGUUAGGUUGCAUAGAGUUUUGCUUGUAUAGGCCUUGUUUUCAGAUCUAAAUAUGUAGUAGCAAGAAGCAGACAACUGUAUAUUUCUUGAUUUUCCAUUGCUUAUCUGAGCACGCAUUGUUUAAUUUGAAUUGAAGUGCUUCAGAGAAUUUAACAUAAAUUGCUUGCUUGUCUAACAUGGGUGAUGCCUGUUUAUGCUUGGGCUUUGAGGC